This is a messenger RNA of Sclerotinia sclerotiorum 1980 UF-70, 2811 nucleotides long. RefSeq lists its product as hypothetical. NCBI's taxonomy places the organism in Eukaryota, Fungi, Ascomycota, Leotiomycetes, Helotiales, Sclerotiniaceae. The coding region runs from base 1 to 2811 and encodes 936 amino acids. The transcript has 3 exons. The record is from RefSeq and is a predicted model, not a curated record.
AUGGCUUCGGUUACUGCAGCUGCUGGUGGACAAAAACAUAUCUUUGACCUUUCAUUUACUGGUUGGCAUGUUCUUGGCGAUACCAAGUUUACCUCUUCCGAUGACAAUCGAUGUAUUUGGUUGACCUCCUUGCAUGAGCUGAGAGACGCAAACAUGGGACGAAAUCGCAAUCAAGCUGCCACGGUCCGAAACUUUGUACUGCAAGGCGCGUACGAAGCUAAGGCUUCUAGGUUGGGCGAAGAGUUAAUCAAAGCUAGACUUGAGGGAAGAUUUUCCGAGGCUGAGCGCGAAAGUGAUAAGUGGAGUCUACGAUCCAUGAAGCCAGCUGGAGUUUGCCUUUACACUGCGGUUUUCGCCGAGGGUGUAGAUAAUUUGAUUCAAGGUCGUAGAGAACCCGCUCCUGUUCGUCUAGUGGUCGAUCAUGAGAAAGGUACAAAGGGUGCUCCUGUCGGUCAUUACGGUGUUGAUAUCGUGGCAAAUGUUACAACGCUCGCAGGAGGUGAGAAGUAUAGACUUGAGAUAGAUGGACUUAAUGAUAGGGUAUAUGUGGAUGAGGUACUUCCGGAGUACUUCAUGAUGACAUUUGCUAAGAGAGUAACUGAUCUACUUCGACUUCAACAUCAAAUCAGUAACCCAUCUUUAUCUGCGCCCUUUACGUCCUUCUACACCAAAAUCCUUAAGUCUAUCGAUGUUUUGUGCGAGGGUGAUAAAUCGAAAUCAUAUCGACCACAUUCUCCUGUCAAAAUGCUCUCUAGUUUACUUAAUAGUGGUUUUGGAAGUUCUGCAUCACCUUCACCUACGAAUGUUAAUGGAUUCGCAUCUCCUAAUAAAAUCUCACGACCUAUCAUGAUGGGUAAAAUUCCGUCAUUAGAAUCACCACAAAUUGUUCGAACCAGUAGUAAUAGAUCUUUACACUCCAUACAAGAUUUGGAUGGCAAAGGUGGCGUUCGAGCUACAUUUGAAGACAGUAGACCCAUUAAUCCACUUGUUCGACUGGAAGAAACAUUUACUGGUUACAUUGCAGCUCUACAAUCAAGAAAAGGAAAUGUGGUUGGAAAGAACUUACGAACUAGAGGAGCUACUGACGAAUUGGCUGUUAAUGCUCUAUAUAAUACUUUUAUUGAAAACCCUUUCGAUACUCGAGCAGCUUCGGAGACUUCUUUUGAUGUCAUAUUUGUGGCUUUUGAGAAGUUCUUACGAUUGGCAUGGAAGGAACAGAUGGGGUCCGUCAUGUCACUUGAAUCUCUUGACGCUUUGCAAGAAAGAUCUAUUAACCUUUACCCUGGAGACUUCAAUGAAUAUGUGAGGUUGAUAUUCGGAGAGAUGGCACCACAAAAUAGGAGAGCAUUUAUCGCAAUCAUCAAAUUAUUGGCAGAUCUUCUCGAUGGAUGUGGAAAUGAUGGUGAUCGUGGUUCUCUCACGGUUGCUUUUGCUGAAUUAUUAGUUGUUGAUGGCGAACCACAUAACUACAUUAAUCUAUUGGAUCGUGUUGUCGAAGAUUCCGAUAGACUAUUUGAUGAUCUUGGACCCAGAGCUGGCAUUGGAAGUGGAGGUGGAGGUGGAGGUGGGGGUGGUUCUCGUGAUAGACCUACAGUUAUGGGUGCAUUUGACGAUAGACCUGGUAGUUCCGAUUCAAUUGCACCUAAAUCAAGGCUUAGUACUAUUGGUGCAUCACCACCACCUGAAGACCAGGAUGAUAAUGGUACCACUAGAUCAUCUAAGAAGAAACGUCGAAGCUCUUUAUCUGAUCUUAAGAGUUUGAUGGCUCAAGCAGCAGUUGGGCCAAUGACUCCAUCUCCUGAACAACAACCUGCUACGACAACGCCACCAAAUAAGUUGAAUUCUCCACCAAGAACUCCAUCUCCUAUCAAGGUUCCAGCAUCACCGAUGAAAAUUGCGAAGCUUCCAGUAAAUGGUUCGAUUAUGGAUAGAGACCGAUCUCUUAUGUAUCGGAAUUCACCCGCUCUCAAGGAAAACACACCUAUUACCUCUCCUGAUCGAAGCGUCGGUAACUUAACCGAACGUGCCCAAAACAUCAUGUCCUCCUUAGACUCUACACCAGUCGCAUCUCCAAUUAAAGAACAAUGGCGAGCCGGUCACAAUAAAACCGUGUCUCUCUCUUCUAAUAUCCCUACCCUUCGUGGAACUCCCCGUGAUCCUUCUCGUCCAAUAAACUCAUCCGCAAACAACUUGAACGGAAUUAAAUCUCCUCAACGUCUCCGACUACAAAGUCCUCAAAAGCUUCGUGAACGUCUCCAAAAUGAAGCCAAAGCCAUCAAUGAAGCAGAAGCUUCACUUCAAAAUGAAUUAUCAAAGAUUGGUGAAGAAAUGGCAAAAUUAAAUGCUGUUUCUGCUAUUCCUCGAACUUCUGAUAUUGCGAGACUUUCAGAGGCGGUUUUACUUCUUGAAACAAAAAUUCCCAAUGUUGUUAAGGAAUUAAAUGAGAGGAAUGAUGCUGUGAAGAAGGAAUUGGAAACGAGUUUGCAGGCUAGUGAGUUUAAGGUUAGGGCAUUGGAUCAGCUUUAUAAGGAGAGUAGCGCCGAGAAUGAAUUGUUAUAUGAAAAGUUUAAUGCGGAGUUGGGAAAGAUUGUUAAGGCGUUGAGGACAAGUAAAAAGACGGUAAAUGGAGCAGGUGGAGAGGAUGGGAAUGGGGUUAAUGGGGCUAUGAGCGCGAAAGAAGAAUUAGUUACAAGGAUGAGGGAGAGUAGUGAGGAAGCUGCUAGGGUUAAGAAGGAAAAUGCUAGGUUAAGGAGGGAAGUGUUGACGUUGAGGACUUUGUUGAAGGGGCAAGAGGCUGUUGGACCACAGUAG